Delphinapterus leucas (beluga whale) is the source of this 6119-nucleotide messenger RNA. The record is from RefSeq and is a predicted model, not a curated record. NCBI's taxonomy places the organism in Eukaryota, Metazoa, Chordata, Mammalia, Artiodactyla, Monodontidae.
CUCAUUCCCUAUACAAAGAUGCCUCCCAGAGGGAAUCAGGAACCUUCUCGGAUCCCACAGCUGGUGGCGCUAGAGUACCCCCAGGGGAUCCCAGCUUGGGAGUGGCCGCAGAGGCCUGGGGCCGGAGGCUCUUUAUGCCCUGGGGCACGACAGCAGAGAAGAUGUGGCAGCAGCCGUUCCUCAACGUCUUCAGACACUUCAAGGUGGACGAGUGGAAGCGGUCCUCUAAAGAGGGCGACGUGGCCGUCGUGACGGACAAGACCCUCAAGUGCACGGUGUACCGCGUGCGGGGCCCUGUCUCUGCUGGCAAUUACAUCCAGCUCCCCAAAACCAGCACCCAGUCCCUGGGGCUGACCGGACGCUACCUGUACGUGCUCUUUCGGCCCCUGCCCGCCAAGCAUUUCGUCAUUCACCUGGACCUGUGUACCGAGGACAGCCAGGUCAUCCGAGUGUCAUUCUCCAACUUCUUCAAGGAGUUCAAGUCUACAGCCACAUGGCUUCAGUUCCCUUUCAUCUGUGAGACUGGGACACCCAGGAAAGAUGUGGGCUCCCCUGGUGCCCGCUGGACCUGCCUGCAGCUCGACCUGCACGACAUUCUCCUGGUCUACCUGAACCGACGCUACAGUCACCUCAAGAGCAUCAGGCUGUGUGCUAGCCUGCUGGUCAGGAACCUCUACACCAGUGACCUGUGCUUUGAUCCCGCUGUCACUGUCGCUGAAGCCCGGUGUGCAAAACUGCCCAUCACCCCCAUACCUCGAGAAAUGGCAUUCCCGGUGCCGAAAGGGGAGAGCUGGCACGACCACUAUGUCCACAUCCGGUUUCCAAGCGACAGCUCAAAAACAUCCUCCGAGGCAGUUCAGAAGAGCUGUUCCCCUUCUGAGGCAGCGGGGCCUGUGCUGCGGCUUCUCCCUCACCCAGCGGCCUUCAGCAAGCCUGUUCAGGACAGCCUGGCCCUCAUGGUCCAGAAGCAUGGCCCCACAGCUUCCCGCCAGGCCCUCUCUGUGCCCAGGCCCCUUCCAGAAGUCAGCGUGUCCUGUGAACGCUCUGAGGUCUCUAGUGUGGGUGGCCCCAGUGGCCGUAGCCAGGAGCCCUUGGCCUGGGUGGAGGCCACUGACAAGCACGUGGCCAGUGACAGCCUUCACGUGUCUGUGUAUCAGACGACUGUGGAGCCCACGGCCCCAGAGGAUGCAUCCCCACAAGAGUCUCCUGGCAGAAAGCAGAACCAACAGGAGGUGGCUUUGGGCAAGAAUCGUUUUCAACAAAGAAGCUUCCUCCCGGAUCCGGUCCUGAGGCUCAAGGGGGUCAUCGGCUUUGGGGGUCACAGCACCAAAUGGGCCCUGUGGACCCGGGAUGGGGCCGCCGUCGUGUACCCUUGCCACGCGGUCAUCGUUGUCCUGUGUGUCAACACUCGGGAGCAGCGUCUCUUCCUUGGCCACACAGACAAGGUCUCUGCCCUGGCGCUGGACGGGAGCGGUUCCCUGCUGGCCUCAGCCCAGGCACGGCCCCACAGCAUGCUGCGUCUCUGGGACUUCCAGACCGGGGAGUGCCUGUCCCUGUUCCAGAGCCCAGUCCACACCGUCUGCUCCCUCAGCUUCUCUGACAGUGGGGAGGUGCUCUGUGGUGUCGGCAAGGACCGCCACGGGCGGAUGACUGUGGUGGUGUGGGGCACGGCCCAGGUGGGGCGAGGCGGAGAGGCCGUCAUCCUCACGAAGGUGCACAGCGACGUUGACAUCCAGGCAUUCGAGGUGGCCUUUUUCGAUGAAACCAGGAUGGCAUCGUGCGGGCGGGGCAGCGUGCGGCUGUGGCGGCUGCGAGGUGGGGGGCUGCGCUCCUGCCCUGUGGACCUGGGGGAGCACCACGCGCUGGAGUUCACUGACCUGGCCUUCAGGCAGGCCCAGGAUGGCCAUACACUCUACGUCUGCAGCCGUAGCGGCCACAUCCUGGAGAUUGACCACCAGCGCAUGGCUGUGCGGUGCGCUCGCCGCCUCCUGCCUACACGGACCCCCGGUGGCCCCCUCCCACAGAAGCAGACCUUCAGUUCAGGCCCCGGCAUCGCCAUCAGCAGCCUCAGCAUCUCCCAGGCCAAGUGUGCCGUGGGCUCCGAGGACGGCUACCUGCGCCUCUGGCCCCUGGACUUCUCUUCUGUGCUCCUGGAGGCAGAGCAUGAGGGCCCCAUCAGCUCCGUCUGCGUCAGCCCUGACGGCCUGCGUGUGCUGUCCACCACCUCCUCGGGCCACCUGGGUUUCCUGGACAUCCUGUCCCGGGAGUACAGCAUGCUGGUGCGCUCCCACGCCGCCCCGGUGCUGGCCGUUGCCACUGAGUGCAGCCGGGGACAGCUGGCCACUGUGUCCCAGGACCACACUGUCCGCAUCUGGGACCUAGCGACCCUGCAGCAGCUGUACGACUUCGCGUCUCCGGAGGAGGCCCCGUGUGCUGUUGCCUUCCACCCUACCCAGCCCACCUUCUUCUGUGGCUUUAGCAGCGGGGCCGUCCGCUCCUUCAGCCUGGAGACCACCAAGGUCCUAGUGGAGCACAGGUGUCACCGCGGAGCCAUCACCGGCCUGGCCGCCAGCCCCGACGGCAGCCUCCUGUUCAGCUCCUGCUCUCGGGGCUCCCUGGCCCAGUACCACAGCAGCGCGCCCCAGUGCCGCAUCCUUCGUGUGACAGCUAACGUGGUGUGCCAGGAGGCCUGCCCGAGCCCCAGUGCCCUGGUGGUCAGUGGGGACAGCCACUUGCUGGCCUUUGUGGGUCCCUCCGAGUACACGGUGACCGUCAUGGACACAACCUCACUGGAUGAGCUGCUGAGGGUUGACAUCAGGACUCUGGACCUGGCUGGCAGCCGCCUGGACUCAGCUGUGGCCGUCUGCUUUGGCCCUGCACCCCCUGGCCACUUGCUGGUGUCCACGUCCUCUAACAUGGUUGCAGUGCUAGAUGCCACGUCAGGCCGCUUGGUCCGGGAGCUGUCCUGUGUCCCCCCUGCGGCCUGCUCUGUCCUAGCUCUCAGCGGGGAUGGCCGUUUUCUGCUCACAGCCGCCGACCGGGCCAUCAAGGUGUGGGACUACUCAGCACAGGCCGGCCCUGGCUGCCAGGUGUACAUCGGCCACUCAGAACCUGUGCGGGCCGUGGCUUUCACCCCCGACCAGCAGCAGCUCCUUAGUGUGGGAGACGCCAUCUUUCUCUGGGACGUUCUGGCGCCCUCUGAGAAGUCCCCUCCAGGAAGUGUCCAAGGCUCUCCUGGGGCGCCCACAACCUGCGAAGCUGGCCUGGGUACAAGACAGCUGGAGGACACGGUGUCCGGGGCCAGUGGGCUUCCCCGGCAGCAGGUGCCCAUGCCAUCCCAGGCGUCCCCACCCUGGCUGGACAUCUGUGCCAGGCCCCCCAAGGACCAUGAUGGUGAGAGCAGGGGUCCUAGGAGGGCCUGGAGGGGAUGUGUUCUGGCUCCCAUCCUGACAUGCUUUGCUGCUCCUGGCCUGGGGGAGGGGCAAGGGCAUGGGGGUGCUCUUCUCCCUCGUCUCACUGUCUCCCCACCCUCCUCAGGCGCUUUCUCCAUGUCACAUGAGAGCCGUGGCCCUGAGGGUCUCCGCCAGGCCUCAGGCCCACCUGUGCUGGUGCAGAAGGAGGCUGGCAGGGCCAGUGAUGGGGCCAUGGGGGGCCCCUGGGACCUUGGCAGGCCUCCCCACCCCCGUGGUUGGCCCAGUGGCCUAAGGACAGACCUGGCUGCCCCUGGCAGACAAGGGAUGGUCACCUACAGGACAAAUGGAGAGUCCAAGACCCCUGCUGGGCCAGGUGCCUGCAGCACUGGAAGAGCCAGGGCCCAGCCCCCCACUCGCCAGGACUCCUAUCGGCAUUUCACAGCUCGCUACAAGGCCUCCCUGCUGUCCAAGGGCCUCUCCUUCCCUGCUGUCGGCGAUGAGCGGCUGCACCUGAAGGCCGUCAUGGGUUACAACGGGAACGGGCGCGCCAACCUGGUCUGGAGGCCAGACACAGGCUUCUUCGCCUACACGUGUGGUCGCCUGGUGGUGGUGGAGGACCUGCACUCUGGGGUCCAGCAGCACUGGCUUGGCCACCCUGAGGAGAUCUCCACGCUGGCCCUCAGCCACAAUGCCCAGGUGCUGGCCUCUGCCUCAGGCCGAAGCAGCACUGCCUCCCGCUGCCAGAUCCGUGUCUGGGACGUGCCAGGGGGCUCCUGUCGGCAGCUCCUUUCUCACCACGACACUGCUGUCCAGGCCCUGGCUUUCUCACCAGACGACAGGCUUCUCGUCACGCUGGGGGACUAUGGCGACCGCACCCUGGCCCUGUGGAGCAUGGCCACCUACGAGCUUGUGUCCUCCACGUGCCUGCCAGAGCCAGUAUACGGCAUGGCCUUCAACCCCUGGGACGCUGGCGAGCUCGCCUGCGUGGGCCAGGGUGCCGUCACCCUGUGGCUUCUGCAGCAGCGUGGGGGCGACGUCAGCCUCCAGGUCCACCGAGAGCCCAUCCCUGAGGAGGUGGGGGGGUGCGAGCUGACCUCCCUCUGCUACGGGACCACACCCCUGCUCUACUGCGGCUCCAGUGCUGGCCAGGUGUGUGUUUGGGACGUGUGUGCCGGCUGCUGCUUCCUGGCCUGGGAGGCGGACGACGGUGAGAUCGGAGUGCUGCUGUGCUCGGGCGCGCGUCUGGUCAGUGGCAGCAACACCAGGCGGCUGCGCCUAUGGGCCGUGGGGGCCGUACCAGAGCUGAGGCGCAAGGGCUCCGGGGCCAGGUCUAGCUCUGUGUUUAUGGAGCGUGAGCUGACCCUUGAUGGGGCUGUCGUGAGUGCAGUCUUCCACGAAAGCAUGGACAUGGGUGUGGUAGGCACCACAGCGGGCACGCUCUGGUACGUCAGCUGGGCUGAGGGCACAAGCACCCGCCUCGUCAGCGGCCACCAGAGCAAGGUGAACGAGGUGGUCUUCAGCCCCAGCGAGUCCCACUGUGCCACGUGCAGUGAUGAUGGGAGCGUGAGGGUGUGGAGCGUGGCCAGCAUGGAGCUGCUGAUCCAGUUCCAGGUGCUCAGCCAGAGCUGCCUCUGCCUGUCUUGGAGCCCCCCAUCCUGCGAACGCCCAGAGCAGCAGUGGGUGGCAGCGGGCUACAGUGACGGCACGCUGCGGCUCUUCAGCAUCCCCCUCAUAGCGAUGGAGCUCAAGAUGCAUCCCCACUCGGCUGCACUAACGGCCAUCGCCUUCUCUGCUGAUGGUCAUACCAUCCUCUCCGGAGACAGGGAUGGGCUUGUGGCUGUGAGUCGCCCUCGCACGGGGAUGACCUUCCGUGUGCUGAGUGACCAUCGGGGAGCCCCGAUCUGCACCAUCCAGAGCACGAGAAGAGAGUAUGGAGACUUCGGGGCAGAGGGUGUGGACCUGUGGCUGGCUGCCAGCGGGGACCAGCAGGUCAGCGUUUGGGCCUCCAACUGGCUGCAGGACCGCUGUGAGCUCGUGGACUGGCUGAGCUUCCCAGCGCCCGCCCUCACGGAGGUUCCCAGCUGCCUGCCGCCCUCCCUCGCCGCCUUCUGCCCCUGGGAUGAGGCGCUGCUGGUGUGUGCGGGCCUCAGCGUGCACCAUGAGGUCGUCUUCUACAGCCUCUGCCAGAAGCAGGUGAUAGAGAAGAUCCCACUGCCUUUCUUUGCUGUGUCCAUGAGCCUGUCCCCUGGGGCCCACCUUAUGGCCAUUGGCUUCUCUGAGCGUGUGCUGAGGCUGGUGGACUGUACGUCGGGGGCCGUGCAGGACUUUGCUGGCCAUGAUGACUCGGUGCAGCUGUGCAGGUUUGCCCCGUCUGCUCGGCUGCUCUUCACGGCGGCCCACAAUGAGAUACUGGUGUGGGAAGUUACAGGACACUGACCCCCAGUGGGGAGUGCGGGGUCAGGUGUUGCCCUGCUGGUCAGCCGGGCACCUGGCCUGGGCAGAGGCUCAGCUGAGAAGCUGGGUUGGCCGGGGGCCUUGUGCUGGGCCAGGAUGGCUGGGUGGGCUUCACCCCUCCACACCCGGCUGCCCAGGAGUGUAUGCAAAUCAUCAAGACCUUGAACGUGUAUGAAGUGCUUAUUGCCUCUUUUCCUUUGGGCUUUUGUUUCUACCUUGUACAGUUCAAAUAAAUGUGGGUGUUGCACUGAG